GUUACGUCACUUGAAGCACCCUGGCUGGUAGAUCUGGCAAGGAGAGGGAGAAAACGACAGAAGUACUGUAAAACAGGGCUAUCAGCUCUCAAAGUGAUAACGGUCCGUCUACAACAAUAGAUACAGGCACAGGCAUCUCACCACACCGGACUAACCUCUUGUGGAAGAAGGAAUAUAACAUGACCAGAGUAAACGGAUAAAACCAGCCACUCUUUAACACCCAGAAUCAUAUGAUGAAAAUGAAAAAUCUGCAUCUUUAAAUGCUUUAAACAGGCCAAAAGUAGAUCACAGACCUUUCGAAAUUUACAAUAUUUAAAAGCUUGAAUUAGUCCAUAUCAUCCUUUUCUCUUCACUCUUGCCCUUCUUCAGUCAAAACCGCCAUGUACGGUAGUGGCCGAUCCGUGGGCAAAGUGGAGGGCAACCACAGCGGGGGGAGCAAUCAGAGUCCCGGCCGCUCGCCUCGUCUCCCUCGCUCGCCCCGUCUGGGCCACCGCCGCACCAACAGCUCAGGGGGUAGUGGACCUGGAGGUCCAGGUGGUAAAACCCUCUCCAUGGAGAACAUCCAGUCUCUCAACGCUGCCUAUGCCACAUCCAGCCCCAUGUACCUGAGUGACAACGAGGUGGUGACAUCUGGCCCGGACCUGCCUAAGAGUACUAUGACGCUGGGCCGCUCAGGAGGACGGGUGCCUUAUAGUGUCCGAACGACCGUCAUGGGAUCCAGCCCAAAUAUCUCCACCGGGGCUCCCGGCUCUGUUUCCACUGAUGCUAUCGCUUUCGGAGACCACCGCAUGCCUUCCACUCUUGCGUCCACUGUGCCUCAUUCGCUGCGCCAGGCGCGGGACAACACCAUCAUGGACCUGCAGACCCAGCUCAAGGAGGUGCUUAGGGAGAACGAGCUCCUGCGGAAGGAGGUGGAUGUGAAGGAGAGCAAACUCAGCUCUUCCAUGAACUCCAUUAAGACCUUCUGGAGCCCUGAGCUGAAAAAAGAGCGCGCCCUGCGCAAGGAUGAGGCGUCUAAGAUCGCUGUGUGGAAAGAGCAGUACAGAGUCGUCCAGGAGGAGAAUCAGCAUAUCCAGAUGACCAUUCAGGCCCUCCAGGAUGAACUGCGGAUCCAGAGAGAUCUGAACCAGCUGUUUCAGCAGGACUCCAGCAUUUGUCCUGGCGAGCCCCUGACCGCCGAGCUGACUGAGGAGAACUUCCAGCGGCUGCACGGUGAGCAUGAGCGGCAGGCAAAGGAACUCUUCCUCCUGAGGAAGACUCUGGAGGAGAUGGAGCUGAGAAUCGACACGCAGAAACAGACACUGUGUGCCCGAGACGAGUCCAUCAAGAAGCUCCUGGAGAUGUUGCAGAGCAAAGGGCUGUCGGCCAAGGCCAACGAGGAGGACCACGAGCGGACACGGAGGCUAGCCGAUGCCGAGAUGCAUAUCCAUCACCUGGAAAGCCUUUUGGAGCAGAGAGAAAAGGAAAUGGUCUUGCUGAGGGAGGAUCUCCACCGACGAUUUGAGGGAGCUCCAGAAUCGGCCAAAACCAAGGCCCUGCAGACUGUCAUUGAGAUGAAGGAUUCUAAGAUCAGUUCUCUGGAGCGCGGUCUGAGGGACCUGGAGGACGAGAUUCAGAUGCUCAAGUCAAACGGGGCUCUCAGCACAGAGGAGAGAGAGGAGGAGAUGAAACAGAUGGAGGUCUACCGCAGUCACUCCAAGUUCAUGAAGAAUAAGAUUGACCAGGUGAAGCAGAAUCUCUCCAGGAAGGACACUGAGCUCUUGGGCCUGCAGACUAAAUUGGAGACGCUCACCAAUCAGUUUUCUGACAGCAAACAGCACAUUGAUGUUCUCAAAGAGUCUCUCACUGCCAAGGAACAGCGGGCUGCCAUCUUGCAGACUGAGGUCGAUGCUCUGCGUUUACGUCUGGAGGAGAAGGAGGCUACGCUUAAUAAAAAGAGCAAGCAGAUUCAGGAAAUGUCAGAGGAGAAGGGCACGCUGAAUGGAGAAAUUCACGACCUCAAAGAUAUGCUUGACGUCAAGGAACGCAAGGUCAAUGUGCUGCAGAAGAAGAUUGAGAACCUGCAGGAGCAGCUGAAGGAUAAGGAGAAGCAGAUGACCAGCCUGAAGGAGCGCGUCAAAUCCCUGCAGACAGACACUUCAAACACGGACACGGCCCUCACCACGCUGGAGGAGGCCCUGGCUGAGAAGGAGCGUAUAAUCGAGCGUCUAAAGGAACAGAGGGAUAGAGACGAGAGAGAGAAGAGCGAAGAACUGGAGAGCAGCAAGAAAGAGCUCAAAGAGCUGAAAGAGAGAGUCAGCUUACUGCAGGGAGAGCUGUCCGAUCGUGAGGCCUCUCUGUUGGACCUGAAGGAGCACGCCUCGUCCCUGGCCUCCUCUGGACUGAAGAAGGACUCCAAGCUGAAGAGUCUCGAAAUCGCGCUUGAGCAGAAGAAAGAGGAAUACACCAAACUUGACAGUCAACUCAAGAAGCGCUUUGAGCACAAGUCAGGCCAUCCCUUCAAUCUUGCUCAGUCCGCCGCGGUUGAGGCUCAGGCAAAUUUAGGACUGUCGGAGCGCAUUGCCACACUCGAGCAGGAGGUGGCGCGUUACAAGGAGGAUGCUGGGAAGGCACAGGCAGAAGUGGACAGGCUCCUGGAAAUCCUCCGAGAGAUGGAGAAUGAGAAGAACGACAAGGAUCGCAAGAUCAGCGAGCUGGAGAGUCUGCUUUCAAGGCAAAUGAAAGACCAAAGCAAGAAGGUUGCCAACCUGAAGCACAAAGAGCAGGUGGAGAAGAACAGGAAUGCUCAGUUGAUGGAAGAGGCUCGUAAGCGAGAGGAUAAUAUCAGCGAGAGUUCUCAACAGAUCAAGGAUUCUCUGCAGCAGAAGGACGAGCGUAUCGAGGAGCUGGAGGAGGCCUUGCGUGAGAGCGUACAGAUCACGGCUGAGAGAGAAAUGGUGUUGGCACAAGAGGAAUCUGCUCGUGCAAACGCUGAGAAACAGGUGAGAACACACCAAACACAGGUGAGACGAAGCUCAAGGAUCAUUAACAUGCACUUUCUUUCUCUCUCAUUCAUGUCUUUCUUUUUUUUGACACUACAUAUUGUUCACUUGCCAUAUUUUUAUUUUUUUACAUUUGGAUCGAAUUUAUUUAAUACUUUGUACCUUGUCCUUUGA
Molecule: messenger RNA, 3155 nt
Organism: Carassius auratus (goldfish)
Lineage: Eukaryota; Metazoa; Chordata; Actinopteri; Cypriniformes; Cyprinidae
Product: ELKS/Rab6-interacting/CAST family member 1-like
Exons: 15
Coding region: 381-3155 (924 amino acids)
Biological process (GO): maintenance of presynaptic active zone structure; regulation of synaptic plasticity; neuromuscular synaptic transmission
Cellular component (GO): cytoskeleton of presynaptic active zone
Molecular function (GO): structural constituent of presynaptic active zone
Source: RefSeq, a predicted model, not a curated record